AUGCUUAUUAGCCUGCCUGCUCCCCCUUAUGUGGCAGCCAAUCAGGAAUCUUUCACUGGCACACUUAUGAGUCGGAUGCCCUCUUUGAAUCUACACUCUUCUGACUUCCUUUCUGAUAAAAUAUCCUUUUCUGUCAGCCCUCUAGAUCUAGCCAUUCUACUUAAGGAUGAGCGCUAUCAGGUCAAUAAAUCUUCUAAUCGUCUACCCGUUGACCCCGUCUGUGUAGUAGUUCUCUGCAAUUUAGAAAAUGCGAGUGGAAUUUGUUCGCUGGCAAAGUCACUGGUUGAACUAUUUACGGAUGCGGCAGAAAGGAAUUUAUCAUCUGAACUACCAUUCACAGUACGUAAUCGCCCUCAAAUUUCACUUCACACCAAUAAAAUGAACAUCUUUUCCGGUGAGAUUGAAGCUGUUCCUAAAACUAUUGGUAAACUUUGGGAAUGUUUUGCUCAUGUGAUUUUGAUUACAGCUGAUGUUUCUUGUAAUUUUCUGUACACUUUACUUGUCUAA
Molecule: messenger RNA, 507 nt
Organism: Protopolystoma xenopodis
Lineage: Eukaryota; Metazoa; Platyhelminthes; Monogenea; Polystomatidea; Polystomatidae
Source: the annotation of a GenBank genome assembly